Molecule: messenger RNA, 651 nt
Organism: Adineta steineri
Lineage: Eukaryota; Metazoa; Rotifera; Eurotatoria; Adinetida; Adinetidae
Source: the annotation of a GenBank genome assembly
AUGGAUCAUAAUCAGAAUUGGUAUCGACGUGGUGAACUUAAUUAUGCAACUAGAAUUCGUCAAGUUCUCUCACUUGCUCCUGAUUUUCUUGAAAUCGUAACUUGGAAUGACGCUGGUGAGUCACAUUAUUUUGGAAAAAUCUGGCCAGAUUCCAUAGCUGGUACUAAUAUCCAAACCUAUACCGAUGGUUAUGAUCAUUCAGGAUGGCAAAAGUUGUUACCACCAUUUAUAAAGGCAUAUAAAGCUGGCAUCAAAGAUGUUUCCAGUUUAAUACCAUCGGAUGGAAAAGCAGUGAGUGGUGUGUUCUGGUAUCGACCGUUAUUAAAGUCGGCAUCUUGCAUUAAUGAUUUUAUGGGAAAACCGCGUGGAUGGAUGAAUGCUGAAGAUAGUUUUAAUUUGGUGGUAUUGGCAGACUCACGUGCGAGUGAGUACACAAUUAACAUCUACAGUGGAUACGAUAUGCUUGCGUGGUAUCGUCCUGUGCAAGGUUUAAACUCAUGGAGCAUUCCUGGAUUACGAAUUGGAUCACAAAGCAUAGAAAUUGUGGAUAUUAACGGACGGGUCAUAGCAAGUGGAAAGGGAACAAUGACUGUUAUUGGAGAUAUGAGUCAUGGAGUUUGUAAUUAUAACUAUCAAGUUGUUGGUUUUUAA